Messenger RNA from Orycteropus afer afer, 1428 nucleotides. It is a transcript of the gene TUBE1, whose product is annotated as tubulin epsilon 1. Gene Ontology annotation, cellular component: cytoplasm; microtubule. Gene Ontology annotation, molecular function: GTP binding; structural constituent of cytoskeleton. Gene Ontology annotation, biological process: mitotic cell cycle; microtubule cytoskeleton organization. The transcript has 12 exons. The record is from RefSeq and is a predicted model, not a curated record. The coding region runs from base 1 to 1428 and encodes 475 amino acids. Lineage: Eukaryota; Metazoa; Chordata; Mammalia; Tubulidentata; Orycteropodidae.
AUGACCCAAUCGGUGGUCGUUCAGGUCGGACAGUGCGGAAACCAGAUCGGCUGCUGUUUCUGGGAUCUGGCGUUGAGGGAGCACGCCGCGGUCAACCAGAAAGGAAUUUAUGAUGAGGCAAUAAGCAGUUUCUUUAGAAAUGUGGAUACCAGAGUGAGUGGUGAUGGUGGCAGUAUAUCCAAGGGAAAAAUUUGUUCUUUAAAAGCACGAGCUGUCUUGAUUGACAUGGAGGAAGGCGUAGUGAAUGAGAUUCUGCAGGGACCGUUGAGAGAUGUAUUUGAUAGCAAACAGCUUAUCACUGAUAUUUCUGGCUCAGGGAAUAAUUGGGCUGUAGGUCACAAAGUUUUUGGCAGUCUUUACCAAGAACAAAUUUUGGAAAAACUCAGAAAAUCUGCAGAGCAGUGUGAUUGUUUACAGUGUUUCUUUAUAAUACAUUCUAUGGGAGGAGGAACGGGAUCUGGACUUGGCACAUUUCUUUUAAAGGUGCUUGAGGAUGAAUUCCCAGAAGUAUACAGAUUUGUGACUUCAGUUUAUCCUUCUGGUGAGGAUGAUGUCAUAACAUCACCUUAUAAUAGCAUCUUGGCAAUGAAGGAACUCAAUGAGCAUGCAGACUGUGUGUUGCCCAUUGACAAUCAAUCUUUAUUUGACAUCAUUAGCAAAAUUAAUGUCAUGGUGAAUUCUGAAAAGUUGGGUAAAACUGUGAAACCAAAGAGUCUGGUUACUUCCAGUGCUGGAGCUUUAAAAAAGCGACAUGAGAAGCCCUUUGAUGCAAUGAACAACAUUGUGGCAAAUUUACUGCUCAGCCUCACAAGCUCUGCAAGGUUUGAAGGAUCUCUUAAUAUGGACCUUAAUGAAAUCAGCAUGAAUUUAGUUCCUUUUCCCCAACUUCAUUAUCUUGUGUCAAGCCUCACGCCGCUGUAUACACUGGCAGAUGUUAAUGUUCCCCCUCGAAGGUUGGAUCAGAUGUUUUCAGAUGCUUUUAGCAAAGAUUACCAGCUAAUUCGAGCUGACCCCAAACAUAGUCUCUACCUCGCAUGUGCCUUAAUGGUUAGAGGAAAUGUACAGAUUUCGGAUCUUCGCAGAAAUAUUGAAAGAUUAAAACCUUCUCUACAGUUUGUCUCCUGGAAUCAAGAAGGCUGGAAGACCAGCCUGUGUUCAGUACCUCCUGUGGGCCAUUCUCAUUCAUUAUUAGCUUUAGCAAAUAACACAUGCGUGAAACCUACCUUUAUGGAACUGAGAGAGCGAUUCAGGAGGCUGUACAAGAAAAAGGCUCACCUUCAUCACUAUCUACAAGUCGAAGGAAUGGAGGAAAGCUGUUUUACUGAAGCUGUGUCAUCUUUAUCAGCACUCAUACAAGAAUAUAACCAGCUGGAUGCCACAAAAAGCAUGCCUGUAGAAGAUUUACCUAGACUAAGAGUAGCUGUGUAG